Colletes gigas is the source of this 2036-nucleotide messenger RNA. RefSeq names its product ras-related protein Rab-21 (gene Rab21). The transcript is spliced from 4 exons. Gene Ontology annotation, molecular function: GTPase activity; GTP binding. Lineage: Eukaryota; Metazoa; Arthropoda; Insecta; Hymenoptera; Colletidae. Gene Ontology annotation, biological process: Rab protein signal transduction. The coding region runs from base 462 to 1130 and encodes 222 amino acids. The record is from RefSeq and is a predicted model, not a curated record.
UUAAAUGUAACGUAUCGAAGAGAAAAUUUUAUCAUCGUCGAGCUCGACUUCGUAACAUCGCGUUAGUUUAUAGUGAUCGAACCCGAAUCGUUUAUAUUUUUUCAUUCGUAUGAUAUUUAUGUUGGUCGUUCGGUGACUUCUUUCGAACUUUUCGGCAUAUUUAAGAAAUAUACUACUCAUAAUUUGCCAUCUAUUGGCGAUACGUUUGAAGUAAGAAUAAAUGUUUUUGCUUCUUGUUUGUCGAUGGUCAUUGAAAUGAAAACAGCUGAUUGUUUCAUUUUGACGUUGUUCAGUGGAAAUAAAAAUAUAAAUAGGCACUGCCGCGAGUCCGUGAAUACCCCAAAUCGUUAUGAUAGACACUUGUCAAUGUACUCUGUAAGCUACACCGUCAACGAUUAUUCUGCGUAAUAUUAUAAACAUAAUAUUGUCUUCUAAGUACAUAAAUUAGUUAUUUGCAAAUUAUGGCCAGUACAGUUAGUAACACUGGUAAUGGUUAUACUUUCAAAGUAGUUUUGCUCGGCGAAGGAUGUGUCGGGAAAACUUCUGUUGCAUUGCGGUAUGUGGAGGACAAAUUUAAUGACAGACAUAUCAGCACAUUACAGGCUUCGUUUUUAAAUAAAAAAUUGACUAUAAAUGGAAAGAAAGUAAAUUUGUCGAUAUGGGACACAGCUGGCCAAGAAAAGUUUCACGCUCUUGGACCAAUCUAUUAUAGAAUGUCCAACGGUGCCAUUUUAGUUUACGAUAUCACAGACGAAGAUACGUUUCAGAAGGUAAAAAGUUGGGUUAAGGAGCUCAAGAAAAUGCUAGGUAGCGAAAUUUGUUUAGCGAUAGCAGGAAAUAAGGUAGAUUUAGAGAAGGAUAGGAGCGUCUCUAUAGAAGAAGCUGAAGAGUAUGCUAAUCAAGUCGGAGCUAUGCACUUUCAUACUUCCGCUAAGUUGAACCAAAAUAUAGAAGAAAUGUUUUUGAAUUUAACGCAACAGAUGAUACAGCAUGUGGACGAGGCAGAACAAAAGUCUACGUUAACGAGGACGAAUAGUACACGUCGCAACGUAGUUGUAGUCGAGGACGAGGCUGAGGAAACGGAACCAGUGAAAACUUCCUGCUGUGGUGGUUCUUCGCAAGCAUCUUAAUUUUAGAUGCCCGAUAUGGUUCUAAUUACGAACAAAUCGUAUAUAUAAAUGUAUAUAUAUAAAAAAAAAUAUAUCUGAAAAAAUUUGUUCAAAAAUUGCAUCGGCGUAAUGCAAGAAAAUGUACGGCAUUUUAGUGCAGAACCAAAUAUAUUUUUUGUUUAUAUUUUAUAGUAUAAGUGAACAGUAAAUAUUGUUAUUUUAUAUUUAUAAAAGUUUUACAUAUUACGACUGUUUUCUUUCUUCGAUAUUAUUUUAUCGCAUCAAAUAAACUAAUAAUGGGUAGAUGUUUAACACGAUGAUUCGGUGUUAUGGUACGAACAAAAAAUUUGUAACAUUUUGUAACUAUUGUUACGGAGGGUUUAAGUUUGAUCAGGAAAAGUGAAGGUCUGUAGGCGAAGAUUACAUGAACGAACCAGGGUCUGGUAUCCCUAAGAGCCAUGAAGUCAAAGAUUUAAAGAAUCGGUAUAUGCCUAACUCAGAGAGCCAUAUAGGUUUUAGGAAAUUGUCGAACCUUAAUGAUGUAUCAAUUGGUAAGACACUCGUAGUCUUACUGCUAAUAUGUUUCAGGGUUGCUUUUAAACGAAUAAAGCCAAGUUUAUCAAAAUACUUGAAUAUAUUCUGUAUAUUGCUUAAGUACAGUCGCUAUGUGCAAAGGACUAAAUACUGUCGCAAAAAAAUGCCUUAACGGCAAGAGUUUCUAUUCUGAUAGGCAGCUAGACACUGGCGUACUUAAAAACCACUAAGGUGUACGGUGAUGUUGCUUGAAAGGGAAUUUCCAGACAACGUAACAUCUCAAAACGCACCCAGUGGUGGGAGAUUACGCUAUGUGCAAAGGACUAAAUACUGUUGCUAAAAAAUGCCUUAACGGCAAGAGUUUCUAUUCUGAUAGGCAGCUAGAUACUGGCG